Cucumis melo (muskmelon) is the source of this 872-nucleotide messenger RNA. Its product is annotated as adenylate kinase isoenzyme 6 homolog. NCBI's taxonomy places the organism in Eukaryota, Viridiplantae, Streptophyta, Magnoliopsida, Cucurbitales, Cucurbitaceae. The coding region runs from base 144 to 674 and encodes 176 amino acids. Gene Ontology annotation, cellular component: cytoplasm; nucleus. Gene Ontology annotation, molecular function: ATP hydrolysis activity; ATP binding; AMP kinase activity. The transcript is spliced from 3 exons. The record is from RefSeq and is a predicted model, not a curated record.
AAAUAAACCCUAGCACUCUCUGUCUAUUCUUUUGCUUUCUCCCCACAACCAAAGAUUUACUCUCACCUCACUUUCAAUCCAAUCUCCUCUUUCAUCUUCUCCCAUCUUUCGAAUCUCACAAUCAGGAGGCCCCAAAAUUUGCAAUGGCUCAAGAUCGUAAGAGGCAGAGGCCGAACAUACUGAUCACCGGAACUCCGGGAACUGGCAAGACAACAACUUCAUCUGCUUUAGCAGACGCCGCUCAACUCCGUCAUGUCUCCAUCGGCGAUCUUGUGAAGGAGAAGAAUUUGCAUGAUGGCUGGGACGACGAACUUCAAUGCUAUGUUAUCAACGAAGAUUUGGUAUGCGAUGAGUUGGAGGAUUUGAUGGAAGAAGGUGGAGUCAUUGUGGACUAUCACGGUUGUGAUUUUUUUCCCGAGCGGUGGUUUGAUCGCGUUGUCGUUCUCCAAACUGAGAACUCCAUUUUGUAUGACCGAUUGACGAAGAGGGGAUACGAGGGAGCUAAGCUUUCGAACAAUAUUGAAUGUGAAAUCUUUCAGAUAUUACUUGAAGAGGCCAAAGAAAAUUAUGAAGAGAACAUAGUGGUGGCUCUAAGGAGUGACACUGUACAAGAUGUAGCUUCAAAUGUUGAAACCUUGGCCAAUUGGGUCAACAAUUGGCAACCUGUAAGCUAAAAACAGAUAAAGAAAACAAAGAAGAAGAGAUUACUUUUGGAGUGUUCAUCUGUUUUCUUGAUUCUAAUUUUAUGUAAAGUAAAAGAAAGUAGGCUUUGCUGCUUGUGAUGCAAUUGGUUUUCUAGCCUUAUCUUUGUAGUUGUAUAUCUCUCGAUUCUACAUUGUUGGAUUAUUAGAAAGUUGGGCCUUUUUUUUUAA